AUGCCUGUUAUUCCUGAUCCAUCCGAGUUCCCAUCGGCUUCCCAGAAAGACCCGUCGAAGAAACCAUCCGGGGAACAGCGUGAGAAACCGUCGUUGGUGGACUAUCUCUCAAAGGGCCCGCAUAUUCCCGACGACAUGCCGUCGAAAGCGUCGAAAAAGGAGAUGGAAGCACGGAAGGAAGAACUUAACAAGCCCAAAAACUGA
This is a messenger RNA of Penicillium macrosclerotiorum, 204 nucleotides long. RefSeq lists its product as uncharacterized. The record is from RefSeq and is a predicted model, not a curated record. NCBI's taxonomy places the organism in Eukaryota, Fungi, Ascomycota, Eurotiomycetes, Eurotiales, Aspergillaceae. The transcript is spliced from 2 exons. The coding region runs from base 1 to 204 and encodes 67 amino acids.